Musa acuminata subsp. malaccensis (wild Malaysian banana) is the source of this 988-nucleotide messenger RNA. RefSeq lists its product as uncharacterized. The record is from RefSeq and is a predicted model, not a curated record. Lineage: Eukaryota; Viridiplantae; Streptophyta; Magnoliopsida; Zingiberales; Musaceae.
UGUCCACAGUGCUGGGCUUCUCUUUCUCUCUCUAUCUACCCUUGGCCUUCCUUAAGUGCCACCAAAAGCUAAGAGAAGAAGCCAACCUCAAAUCCUUUUCUUCUUCUUCUUCUUCUCUCUUCUCCUGCAACCAUGGGCUCCUUGUUCGAGAAUGUCCAGAAGAAAAGGUUCUUCCCCACCAUGCCUUACAAGGACGAGCUCCCCACCUUCCAAGUGCAGCAGCAGCAGCAGGACACCCACCUGAUAGGCCUGAGGAAGCGGAUCUCGUCUUUCUCCGUCAAGAUCCAGCCCUUGUCCUCGGUCUCCACCGAAUGGGCCAUCAGGCGGUGCAAGUCCAUGCCGUCCAUCGGGGAGUUCGCCGGUGGGCCUCUGAGGAGGUGGUGGGGCUCGUGGUGGGGGUGGAUCCUGUCGAGGAAGCCGGUGUUCGCUCAGGACAUCGAGAUGAACGAGGAGGAGACGGCCAUGCUCGGGUGGCACAGCAAGGGGAGCUGGCGGCACAUCUUCCACAGGGUGCGUUCGGAGAUCAGGAAGCUCAUGCGAUCCAACUCCCUCCCUACCACACAGGGAUUUAGGUAUGACUCGGUCGGCUACGCACAAAACUUCGAUGAUGGGAAGCCAGAAGAGCUAUCAUGAUUACUUACAUCCACAAGUAUAUAUCUAUAUAUGUGAUGAUGAUGAUAAGAAAGAGACUACUGUUUGAAGAUAUGUAGUGCUUCGUUAUUAUUAUCAUGCUGUUAUUCUUUAGUUUUAAUUUCUUGGAGGGAGAGGGAGAGGAUUAAACGAGGUUGUAAGCUGUGCGCUUGUGCUGUAAGAAGCGUUCGCUUUGACAAGGAGAAACCCUCGGAAAUCUUCUGCUAGCCAUGGUGGGAAUGUGAUCUGUACUGCUUCACUCUUACUCUUUCUUUUCUGUAGUUAUAAUUCAAGCAAAUAAGAUUUGAAGCUGUACUUCGUGGUCUAUGUUGAAGAAAGAGCUGCUUUGCUUUGCUGC